GUGAAAUCCACGACCAACAUCAAUAUCCCAGAUGAAUGCAUUAUUGCUUCGAGUUCCUGUUUCUUCUCCUUCAAUGAGCCCACGGGCGGUAUUCUAUACGUGAUCGUGAACUUCAAUCUGCAAAACUAGAGAUUGAGAAUGCUCCCAUCAUAAGGAACAAUCCAGGACUUAGUGCUUCUGUUUUACGAAAUCUUUCCAAAUUCAUAAGGAGUUAUGACUUGAUGGAUCACAUGCUCAAAGUUUAUAUCUACAAGGAAGGUGAGAAGCCUGUAUUCCAUCAGCCUUUGAUGAGAGGAAUUUAUGCCUCAGAAGGGUGGUUUAUGAAACUAGUUGAGGGGAAUAAAAAAAUGUCAAAAAUGGUAAGAAGGUCCUAGAGAAAUACUUGAAGAGCUAUGUUGCGUUAAUUGCAAGAAAGUAUUCUUUCUGGAACAGAACGGAAGGAGCAGAUCAUUUUCUUGUUGCUUGUCAUGACUGGGCCCCAAAACUCACAAAACAGUGCAUGAAGAAUUGCAUCAGAUCUCUUUGCAAUGCCAAUGUUGGUAGAGACUUCAAAUACCUGUUACAUAUAUACGUUCUGUUGAGAACCCUUUGCAGGAUCUUGGAGGAAAACCUGCUUCAGAAAGAUCUAUUCUUGCCUUCUUCGUCGGGGGCAUGCAUGGAUAUCUCCGACCAAUUCUACUACACUACUGGGAGAACAAAGAACCUGACAUCCAAUGCCACGUGAUAUUGAAAGCAAAAGAAUUUACGGGGAAUACAUGAAGAGCAGCAAGUAUUGCAUAUGUGCCAGGGGUUACGAGGUUCACACACCUCGAGUAGUUGAGGCCAUAUUCUAUGAGUGUGUGCCAGUCAUCAUAUCAGAUAACUACUCCUUUCUUUGAGAUUCAUAUUCCAAAUUCAAUUCCUAAGAGAGCCAGCCUCCGCAAGAAUUCCUCAGCAAGCAAGAAACCACUUCAAGAAACCACUUCCCUCUGCCGCACCUUCAUAUCAUUCCUACCACUGAGAGAGAGCCUCUGCAAGAAUUCAAGAAACCAUUUCCCUCCACCCUCGCAUUCAUUUCAUAGCUCUGCGUUCCAAACACUGAGAGAAAGCCUCUGCAACAAUUCCUCCUCAAAAAACCAUUUCCCGUGAAAUUUUAUACCUUCAGUCCACCAUGAAUAUGAUACCCUGAACCAUUUCCCUUGUUUCCCUCCCCCUGCAGAUUCAUAUUCCAAAUUCAAUUCCUAAGAGAGCCAGCCUCCGCAAGAAUUCCUCAGCAAGCAAGAAACCACUUCCCUCUGCCGCACCUUCAUAUCAUAGCUCUGCGUUUAAUUCCUACCACUGAGAGAGACCACUUCCCUCUGCCGCACCUUCAUAUCAUAGCUCUACGUUUAAUUCCUACCACUGAGAGAGAGCCUCUGCAAGAAUUCAAGAAAACAUUUCCCUCCGCCCCCGCAUUCAUUUCAUAGCUCUGCGUUCCAAACACUGAGAGAGCCUCUGCAACAAUUCCUCCUCAAAAAACCAUUCCCUUGAAAUUUUAUACCUUCAGUCCACCAUGAAUAUGAUACGUGUUGCAUUGAUCAGGCAAUAUUCUCAAUGCCACGAGGAAUGGAUCGUGGAUUAUUCCAGUAGUAUGGAGAAGGUGAAAGACGUGAAAUUUAAGAUUGAAGAGAAGACUGGGAUUCCAUCUAACCAACAACAGCUCUUUCUGGUGGUCGGAGAAGAGGAGAACGUAGUUCUUGAAUAUUUGAAGAGAGGAGUAGUGGUUCAAGUUGUAUCUUGUCCAGUGGCCACGGUGCCAAACGAGUAUAUGGGACCUCUUCUUGAUAAUUCGGAGGUUACAGUGACAGACGAAGAAAUUGCACACUACCUCAAUUUUGGUGAUACUUCUGGACAUCAAACAGUUGAAGUGAAUAUUACGGCUUGGUGGUUGAUUGAUCUUCAUUUUAGUCAACAAACUCGAGUGGUUAGCAUAAUGGACAGUGUGUCUACACUUAUACAGGAUUUCAGAGUGUUGUUGGCAAUACCAAAUUCACAACAUAUAACGGUACUGUUUAACGGAAGGGAAUUCGAGCAGAACUCUUGCCCAUUCCUAAACUUAUAUUGGAGCACAUAUUUGGUGGAUAUAAUCGUAGAGAAGGGAACCAUGGCAGAGGAGAUCAAUCAAAAUGCCGACGUCGGCGAGUGCUCAGCAGCAAAUCAAAUUCUUCGAGCCUCGGAUGGGAUUGAAUUAUAUUUCACUAAUGAUUCAGCAGCCGCGAAUGAUGCAGCAGCAUCAUCAGCAGCAAAUCAAAAUGUUCAAGUCUCGGAUCGGAUUGAAUUAUCUUUCACCCAUGUUUCAGAUGUUGCAUCAUCAUCAACAGCCGCCAAUGAUGCAGCAGCAGCAGCCAAUGCAGCAGCAGAAGCAGCAGCCAAUCAGAUAGAUGCUGCAUCAGGAGCCAACCAGACAAAUGCACACGAUGCUGCAGUAGUAGGCAAUGUAGCGCAGCAAAAUAGGAUCCAGGUGAAGGUCCAAAUCGGAAAGGGGCAUGCAUAUUUUCUGAGACCUUAUCCUACCGACUCUGUUUCUACUCUGAGAGCACUGUUGGCUCAAAGAUUGGCCUACUUGAACCUCCCUAUGCCGCGGAGGUAUCAUUUUUCAUUUGAAGGAAGUAUGGUGAAUGAGGAGUGGUCCAUCAAUGACCACGGCAUACAAAACAGAAGCACAAUUUUUCUGAUAGACCAGGACAGGUAUUUUCCGGAAUAACGAAAAUCUAGACUGACUCUACCGAUGAUUUCUUGCCCCUGAAAUUGAAAAUGAAGCUGACAGAGAGAUUUGUUCAAGUACAAGGAAAUUCUAGCUUAAUGGGGAUAGUGUAUGUAAAUGGCCAAUUGUGUCAUAAUAUUCAACAG
Messenger RNA from Prunus avium (sweet cherry), 2868 nucleotides. Lineage: Eukaryota; Viridiplantae; Streptophyta; Magnoliopsida; Rosales; Rosaceae. The record is from RefSeq and is a predicted model, not a curated record.